AUGGCGGUAGCGGCAGCGGCUGUGGCUGCGCCGGCUGGUGGGGGAGGCGGCCGGGCGCAGCGGAGCGGACUGCUGGAAGUUUUAGUGCGGGAUCGCUGGCAUAAAGUUCUGGUGAACUUGAGCGAGGACGCCCUGGUGUUGAGCUGCGAGGAGGGCGCUGCGGCGUACAACGGCAUAGGGACUGCCACCAAUGGCUCGUUCUUCAGGGGCUCCGGGACCGGGCACCCGGGCACCGGUGUCGCUCAGCCCCCGGAUUCUCCCGCUGGGGUCCGCACUGCCUUCACCGACCUCCCCGAGCAGGUGCCUGAGUCCAUCUCCAACCAGAAGAGGGGCGUGAAGGUGCUGAAGCAGGAGCUGGGCGGGCUGGGCAUCAGCAUCAAGGGAGGCAAGGAAAACAAGAUGCCCAUACUCAUCAGCAAGAUCUUCAAGGGGCUGGCGGCGGAUCAGACCCAAGCCCUGUAUGUGGGCGAUGCCAUCCUGUCGGUGAACGGAGCGGACCUGCGGGACGCCACCCACGACGAGGCAGUGCAGGCGCUGAAGCGCGCAGGCAAGGAAGUGCUGCUGGAAGUGAAGUACAUGAGAGAAGCUACACCUUAUGUGAAGAAAGGAUCCCCUGUGUCUGAGAUUGGUUGGGAAACACCUCCACCUGAGUCCCCUAGAUUAGGGGGUGGCUCUGCAGACCCUCUGUCAUCUCAGUCCUUCUCCUUCCAUAGAGACCGGAAAAGCAUCCCCCUCAAGAUGUGUUAUGUCACCCGGAGCAUGACCUUGGCUGACCCUGAAAACAGGCAGCUUGAAAUUCACUCGCCGGAUGCUAAGCACACUGUGAUCCUGAGGAGUAAGGACUCAGCCACUGCCCAAGCCUGGUUCAGUGCCAUCCAUUCCAAUGUUAGCGACUUGCUGACCCGAGUGAUUGCUGACGUCAGAGAGCAGCUGGGGAAGACAGGCAUUGCUGGCAGCCGCGAGAUCAGACAUCUUGGCUGGCUUGCAGAAAAGGUGCCAGGAGAGAGUGAGAAACAGUGGAAACCAGCCCUCGUUGUUCUGACUGAGAAAGACCUUUUAAUCUAUGACAGCAUGCCACGGAGGAAGGAGGCCUGGUUCAGUCCAGUGCAUUCAUAUCCACUUCUUGCCACCAGGCUGGUCCAUUCAGGUCCAGGGAAAGGCUCGCCCCAGGCUGCUAUGGAUCUGUCCUUUGCCACUCGAACUGGUACCAAGCAAGGAAUUGAAACACAUCUCUUCAGGGCUGAGAUCAGCAGGGACCUCUCCCACUGGACAAGGAGCAUCGUGCAGGGGUGCCACAAUUCAGCUGAGCUCAUUGUGGAAAUCACCACUGCCUGCACCUACAGAAACCAGGAAUGCCGUUUGACCAUACAUUAUGACAACGGAUUUUCUAUUUCCACUGAGCCUCAGGAGGGUGCCUUUCCCAAGACAAUCAUACAGUCCCCUUAUGAGAAGCUCAAAAUGUCUUCGGAUGAUGGAAUCAGGAUGCUUUAUCUAGACUUUGGAGGCAAAGAAGGCGAGAUUCAACUGGACCUUCACUCCUGCCCCAAGCCGAUUGUUUUCAUCAUCCAUUCCUUUCUGUCUGCUAAGAUUACACGACUGGGCUUGGUGGCCUGAACAGAGAGGCGACUUGCCUUAGGAAAGGAAGCCUGCAGUGUCACAGGAGUGUGACAUCAGGCAGUGCACCGGAUGUAGCAUGCACAGCCAGCUUCAGGUCUCAGGAGUCACAUGUAGCAUCUCAGGCUCCUCUGUCAGUUUCAGGAGCAACAAGGGACACCCUAAAGAAAAAUGCCACAGAGAUAUCAGAAUAAAACUUCAUAGAACAGAACAAGGUUAAAGAGGUGAGGGCAGAUGAAUAUACACAGCAUAUCUUUGAAAUGAUGACAACCAAGGCCACAGCCAUUACAACAGCAUGUGGAGAUCUUAAUCACACCAGUUUCUAGGCAACUGGUUCACCCAGGGAAGCCAGAACAGAGCAGAUGAGAAAUGGAUAGUUUCACCUAGUCCUCUGUCCCUGGCUAAAAAUGAUCCCUUGCUUCCUUGUGAUCUAGUUCCUGAUUCAAGUUGAGCUAACUUUCAGUGUUAAGCAAAACAACACCACCUACACCCAGCUUUCUAGUAUAUGUGUUGCCAAAGCGAGCACUAAUACCUGCCUUUUAUUUAAGAAUGAAGCCGUUGUCACUUAAUUUCCUUAAUGAGUUUCCUUUCAGCUGGUAUAGAGUGAUUCCAAAGUGUUCUCAUUAGCAUAGCUGAACAGAAAUGAAAUAAAGCGUUGGACACUGACCUGAGCUUUAAGCUGGCGGAAUCUGAGCCAAAGUGGACUGUUUGAAUUACAAAGCUAUCCUGAAGAGUCGUUCACACAAAUGAUGAUUAAUUCCGCAGCUACACUUAUACCCAUGGAUGCUGUCUCAUAGCCAAAACUGUUACCCUUAUUUACAGAAAUGAAAUUCUGGGCAAAUUUUAAAAAGAUUGUCAUUACACACACACACACACACACACACACAGAGAGAGAGAGAGAGAGAGAGAGAGAGAGAGAGAGAGAGAGAUACAUACACACCACUGGUCACAUAAUUGGGGGGUUAAUGGCAUUUCACAGUGUUCAUGGAAGUGCCUCCGAGUGGUCCUUGUUUCUGCCUAUUCUCACAUGCAUGCAUUUUAAGUAAUGGAAACCAUUUCUCAGUUCUUGAUGAUGCUGUUUCAGACAUACAGAACCAGAGGUAUAGUCAAAUCUACAGAUAACAUCUACAUUAAUUUUGAAAUUCCGGAGGAAUGAUAUAAUGACCUGAUAUUUUUCUACAAGAAUAUUUUGAGUCAGUAUUUAGCCUCUUAAUACUUAUUGGUUUUGGUGUUUUUGCCUUUCAAGAUUCACUCACUAAAAACUACACCCAUUAUUUGAUUUUGGAGUUACUUUUCAGAAGCCCUGAAAAAUAUCCCUAGAAUUUAUGAAUUUUUAGUAUUUAUUUUCCAUGUAGUUUUACAUUAGCACCUGCUCUGUAUUCUGCCUAUAUGUUGAAGAGUCCUAGUUUAGCAGAUACUUAUACAAAGUGAAACUGCCUAAAGGCCCAUGACUAAGCUUCCUUAGAUUUGUGUGUUUAUAGCGCUGCAGUUGCAUUUUAAACUAUCAUUUCCCCAAAGCACUUCCCAUACAACAUCAUUUCCAAGGGACACUGAAUAUAGUGUUCUCACAUUGAGGGUGUGAUAUAGGAGCUUGAUGAUUAAAAAAUUAUUUGCUAAGCGCAACUCAAGACUUGUAAGACCCUUGUUGGGAUUACUAGCCUCCUCAAAAAUUCUGGUCUUCAUGGGUCACAAUCUUCAAGGUAGAGUUGAGGACUCUGUGUCUUGCACUUCUUUGUAAUGGGGUGUCUGUGAAGCUAAUGUUUUUUUUUGUUUUGUUUUGUUUUGUUUUUUAUAGACAAAGCUUUAGGAAACACUGCCAUAGGACAUUAACCUUUGGUUGGUUUCCUAUUUUAGAAUGUUGAAGAGUAGAGGCCAGCUUCAGUACUGGGAGAAAGCAUUGAUACAUUUGUAAAUUGUAUUGUACUCUUUCUCACUAUAUAUUUUCAGAAAUCACUGGAAUGUUGUUAUACAAGAGAAUUAUACUUAUGUAUUGUAAAUAACAUGAUACAUAUAUUAAUUCCAAUAGUUUAAUUCAACAAUAUGUAAUCUAAGGUGCUCGGUACUACAUGAAGUUUGAGUUAAUUAUUCAAGUUGCAAAGAUUCUAUUAUAUAUUUAUAGACAAAUUAAAAUGACCAUAAUGACAGAAUAUAUUGUUUCUUUAUUGCUUAAGUUUUAGACUGAUUAAUAUCUGGGUAAGAGUCAACAAAAAGUGUCUUUUCCAUUUUUAAAAUUUUAAUUUAAAUAUUUAUAUUUUAGCAAAAAUAUAUUUGAAUAAAAUCAAUGCAUUUUCUGAAGUAAAUUAAAAUGUGUUAUUAGCAAGAAAUAGAAAACUUUAUGAAGAGAAUUGUGUAUAUGAAUGAUUUUUUUCUCCUAAUUAAAGUAUACCAUAUCAGAGUGAGUACGAUGAGUCAAUUUCAAAUAUUCACUUUUAUUUCUCAGCUUGGAUUUUAAACAUGAUAUUUAAAUAAUGGCUUUACAACUUAUUUUUCAUCUUGUCUUAGGUGUUAGUGGAUGACUAAACUAAGUCUGCCUCAUGUCUUGGUCAAUGAACCAGUUUAGUCAUUUGGGAGAAACUGACUUUUCAAAUUUGCUUUGUUCUUAGUUCUGUGAAUUACAGAACCCAUAAUGCUUGUCCCUAAAUGAAAACCAGAACAGACGAACAAUCUUUGCUUGGUAGAUUCUUCCUCAUUUGCCAGAAGGAUAAAUUCAUUAGUCUGGGGAAUACAUCCCUGCUACUCACCUUAUAGGCAUUUAAAGAAGGCCAGAGGAAUAGAGAUGAUGUCAUCAUUUUUUCCUGACAUGAGCUAAAUAGUAGAAAUCAAACUAUACAAUUAUUAUGAACUACCCAGAUAGAAGUAUUUAAUAAGUGGCAUGAAUGAGGCACGGAAGUGAUUUGUGGGUGUCUUUUGAAUUGUUUUUUUUAAUCUGCCUGUGUUUAUAGUCCCCAUGAAUGUCAUAUACAAUGUACAUAUAAACUAAAUAAAUAUUUGCCUCAGA
This is a messenger RNA of Meriones unguiculatus (Mongolian gerbil), 4612 nucleotides long. It is a transcript of the gene Sntb1, whose product is annotated as syntrophin beta 1. Gene Ontology annotation, molecular function: protein binding; structural molecule activity. Lineage: Eukaryota; Metazoa; Chordata; Mammalia; Rodentia; Muridae. The record is from RefSeq and is a predicted model, not a curated record. The coding region runs from base 1 to 1614 and encodes 537 amino acids. Gene Ontology annotation, cellular component: synapse; dystrophin-associated glycoprotein complex; intracellular anatomical structure. The transcript has 7 exons.